Messenger RNA from Paramuricea clavata, 690 nucleotides. NCBI's taxonomy places the organism in Eukaryota, Metazoa, Cnidaria, Anthozoa, Malacalcyonacea, Plexauridae. The record is from the annotation of a GenBank genome assembly.
AUGGGCAUAGAUAAACCUGCUGUCCGUUUUGUGAUCCACCUUAGCUUACCUAGGUCACUUGAAGAAUACUAUCAAGAAGCUGGGAGAGCUGGUAGUGAUGGAAACACCUCACAUUGUAUUCUCAUGUUUCGGUUUGAGGACAGAAAUAAACUGAUCCAGCUAAUUUACAAAUCAACAUCUGAAGAUCACAUGCAAUUCCAGACACAUUCAUUGAACAAAGUUGUGUCUUACUGUAUGUCAUCAAUAUGCCGAAGAAAGCUCAUCCUAGAAUACUUUGAUGAUGGAUUUGAUGUAAACUGUAAUGGAUCAUGUGACAAUUGUCUUACAACACCACCAUUACCCAAGGAUUACACCAUGGAAACCAUCAACACAUGUCUUUGUCUUGAAGAAAUGUUGGCAGUUAAUGCCAAGAUUAAUGUUAAGCAGCUUGCUCUCAUUUUCAAAGGCUCAAAGUCAAAGCGUGAUAUAGAAGCGAAAGGAUUUCACCUAAUUCCCCAUUAUGGCUUUGGAAAAAAUGCUUUUAAAAAUGAUGCGGACUCAAUUAAAUUUGUGCAACACCUUAUCAUCAAUGAAGUUUUAAUGGAAAAUAUCUGUGCAGUGGACAACAUAUUUACAACAACAUUUAUUACACUUGGGAAAAAAGCAAACUUGGUAAGGAACAGAGAAAUACAAAUUUUUUUAAGGCUAUAA